AUGUGGUUUCGCCGUCAUCUUUCCUUCACGAAUACACCAUCCAUAAAGCGCCGCCAUGGAAGCCGCGGGAAAGGUGUGGAGCAGAUAACCAAGAACGAGGUCUAUACCACGACCUUGGAGCUCCAGCAGGAGCAUUCCACUGGCCAGAUUGGUGAAGAAUCUGAACCUGUGCUCUGGUACUCUUUAUGGCUUUCUAGGCGGGCGUUAGGAGGACUCGCAACGAUCUUCGCGACCUGUGCCGGAGCACUUGUUGCGAUAUGGCAGAUCAACACUCGAAAUGACGGCUUUCGUUUGGUCACCACGAACCACUACUCCUGGACAUACAGCCCAACCGCUAUCAUUGUUAUACUCGUUGCUAUUUGGCGACAGGUCGACCAAACUUGCAAGCUCCUCCUCCCAUGGCAAGUUCUGCAGAAGGCAGAUGCCUCUGCGAAGACGAGCGUGUUGCUGGACUAUAUAUCACCACUUCAGAUUGUCAGCCUCUGGAAUGCCGUGAGAAAACGACAUUGGCCAAUAUGUCUAACCAUAUCGUCUUUUAUCCUCCUGAAGCUGAUCACCCUUGCUACGACUGGUCUAUUCUUCACCGAUUUCCGGAUCGAAACGUCUCAGACUGGAAACCUCUUCACCGGCACAAGCUUUGAUGGUUCACUAUACAACGCUACCGCGUAUCUUAGUGUUUCCGAUUCGUCUCUGUUUUAUACAGCAUAUGCGGUGAUGGCAAAAGGUCUUCGCAAUGUUCAGGGGACACUCGACAGUACCGCUUAUCAGACCUUGUCAAUUCCAGACUCUGUUUUGAGCUCCAAUGCCACCAUCAGUGCGGCUGUUGACGUCUUCGUGCCCUCAUUCAACUGUGAGAAAACCAAUGCUAGUAUUAACCUUCAACCGGCGAACACAACAGCGCAACAUCCCGAAAGCACCCUGAACCUGCUGGCCCCAAAGUGUAAGCUCCUUGCAGGGGCGCCACCAAUCUACACCCUCAAUCCACAAUUGUACGAAUGCCCUAGUCGACAGCUGAGUGGAUUAAUGCAACGAGUAGACUGUUCUGGACAAAAUUCACCGACGCCCAUCGGGAACUGGCAGCUUCUGACGUUGACAGACAUGCGGUACACGCAGACUCGUGUCAAUGGGUCUGAUGUUGGGGAUGGGUCUGAAUUCGAAGCUUCUUCAUGGUCGUCUGGUGUGGCACAGAUCAGCAGCAUCUUGUGCAGGCCUAGCUACACCAUGCAGACACACCAAAUUACUUACGAUCUCUCCCAGAACCCGACUCAGAUCUCUCUAACACCCCAGGUCACCAGUCAAAGCCGUUCACUGCAAAACUUUGAAGACGCUGAUCUCGGGGUCAUGUUCACGUCUGCAUACAUGGCUUCAGCGCUGAUGUUUGGCAACAAGGCAGACAGUGAUGUGGCAGAGGAGUAUCCGGAUACUAUGUUCAAGACCAUGGCUGAAGUCAGCGGCGGGGGCUACGAGGUCUUACUGGACGAAGAUGUCAUGAUAUCCGCAGCCGAGAAAGUCUUCAACCAUGUCGCCGUGCAGAUUGCCUCGAAAAACCUUGUUCGCGCAGAACAAAGUCCAGUCACCGGCACGAUAUCUGCGCUUCGGCAAAGACUCUAUGUCCGAGAAGCGUCUCUGUGGCUCGUGGUGGCCGGUUUCUCGGUCAUGACCGUGUUAGUAGUCAUGGUAUCCACAAAUCGAUCAACAGGUGUCGUGCCUCGCGAUCCGGAGCCCAUCAGUAGCACAGCUAUUCUGCUGGCGGACAGCCCUGGCUUUGAGGAGGUCCUCUGCGACUGCAGUGCUGUUACAAGUGCGCAACUGGAGAAAGUCCUUGAUCGCUCUCAUUACGCAUCUUUGUCAUCUGUCAAUGCCCACGGCCAGCAAAGUUUCACUAUUGAGGUAACUGACGAUGGAGAGAGCACCGAUUCUUCAAGCACAGACGCCGGUACACCUUGGUGGAACCCUCUCCUUCUCAGGCGCCUCGUGAUGGUGCUUGUGUUAGGGUUACCACCGGCCUUGAUUGCAGUCUUAGAAGUCCUCAAUCAUCUAUCCCAGCGAAAAACAGGGAUAACCAUGCUUUCAGACAGCGGGAGCUUCUCCACAGAGUCGUGCACGAGAUUUGUUCCUGCUCUAGCCAUGCUGUUGGUGUCUACAUCGUUCAAUGCAUUGGAUUUCAACAUUGCCGUCUUGGCUCCUUACCACUCUCUCAAAACCAGGGAUGGUAUAAAUGGUUCGAACCUGUUCCGCUCUGUUAUGGGGAAGAUGCCUCCAAUCGCUUUAUGGGUUGCUGUAAAGCAAAGAUAUUGGAGUGUCUUUAUGUCUUCCGUUGGCGCUCUUCUUGGGAGCUUACUAACGAUCAUCGUUUCUGGGCUUUUGGUCAUUGACAGCAUCGGAACUUCAAUGCCAGCAACAUUGCGAAAGCUCGACAACUUCAACACGACCUGGGCCAACUCUGUGACCAACGAUAGCUCUGCAGCUGUUGUCGUCAGUCUCAUCGAAGCCGCGAAUCUAUCUUACCCUCCGUUCACGUACGAGGAAUUAGCUCUGCCGAAACUUCAGUACGCAGAAGACAUGACCGCAAGCACCGCCCCGGACAGCCUUGUCGAUGCUUUGCUACCAGCUCUGCGUGGCUCUCUGGCGUGCAGUAUGCUUCAACCUGAUCAGUUCAACCUCUCUGGAUCCUUCAAUGCAAGAAUUCUCUCAGCAAGCGCUUCCGUUGAAGCUACAUUGCCACUACCGCCCGAGUGCCCCUACGGAGGUCCAGGUGGCAAUUUAUCGCAUCUGGACUUCCAGUACUUCUUCCAGCUGCCGAGUAGCACGAACCAAAGCUUCAUUGGGAAAAUGCUGGACUUGCAUGUCGGCCCUUACUCGGGCCCUUUCGCAGACAGUUCAGAUGAGGUCUCUCCAUACACACAGGCAGAUAAUCCGGCGGGCUGUCCAUCGCUGGGGUUCAUCUACGGUUAUGUCGACGUGGAAGAUAUGUCCAAGUCGGUAGUGUCUACAAUGGCGUGCUCGCAGGUGAUUGAAAGGCUUGAUGCGAGAGUGGUGUUGAACGCCAAUGACCUCAGCAUUUCCCCCACGAGCGUGCCCGUUGCCAACGAGUCCACAGCCAGCUUGCUUGCCAGCGGUCCAGACAACCUCACUUCCAGCGGUCGCACAACACCGACUGCCUUCCCGUUCAGGCUGCAAGUCCACAUGGACCAAGCACUCUCGAUGUUCAAUCAGACGCAGUAUUCAUCGAGCAGCUUGUCCAGCCAGCCGCCGGUGGACAAUUUCUUCCAAGCCGUCUUAUUCGGCCGCACCCCUGUCCCACAGGAGCUGAUGGGUCGCGCCGACGAAGAAAGCCAGAACCGAGUCAGGCAGGGCAUUCUGAACUUCUACCGCCGAUAUAUGGCACAGGCCAUCUCCGCAAACAUGCGGGUCAAUAAUGGUCCAGCCUCCUCCCCUGCGACAUCGACCGGUGCGGAAGCAGCCGAGGCCGCUCAAGCAACCAGUGUCGCUGCUACGCUCGUCAACGUUCCAGGGGCUGUCCUGCGCGUGAAUUCCACCUCCAAACUCAUCCUGCAGGCCCUCCUAGCAGCCAUGUUCGUCUGCGGCUUGACGGCGGUGCUUCUCAAUCCAAUGAGAAAGGUCGUUCCGCAUAAUCCAUGUACCAUUGCCGGUGUCGCGAGCUUGCUUGCUGGAAGCAGGUUGGUGAAAGAGCUGUCGGCGGCAAAGAGCCAUGACGAAGCCGAAUCGCUCCUCCGCAGUACAUCUGUCCAGUUAGGCUGGUGGGAUGAUGUUGGACUCGCUGAGACGGCGGAUGAAGGGGAUCAGGCGGAAAUUGUACCAGUACGGCGCAGGUAUGGUAUUGAUAUUGUCAAGGAGACUGGAUGA
Molecule: messenger RNA, 3867 nt
Organism: Capronia epimyces CBS 606.96
Lineage: Eukaryota; Fungi; Ascomycota; Eurotiomycetes; Chaetothyriales; Herpotrichiellaceae
Exons: 1
Coding region: 1-3867 (1288 amino acids)
Source: RefSeq, a predicted model, not a curated record